AUGGAAAAUAAAAAGUUGAACUUUGCAAUCGCUAAAUACCUCAAAAGCGCACAAGCUGGGUUAAGCGGCGAGAAGCAGGAAUCACUCAGCGUUGCAAUUGAGUCGUUGGAGGAUGUCUUCGAGGUGGAUGACACGCAGGCAGGUGCUUUGGAUAGCCCAGUGGAUUUGGCAGCCUUGUUCAAGAGUGCGCAAGUCGCUGAGAAGCCACAAGCAGCAGCUGGGCCAGCUAACCAAUCAGAGCCAUCCGCUCAAGACAUGGCCAAAGCAGACACACUCAAGGCUCAAGGCAAUGCCCUCAUGUCUGCGCAGAAGUACCAAGAAGCUGUAGACGCUUACACCCAAGCUAUAGCCCUGCACUCCACCAACAAGAUUCUCUAUUCCAACAGAGCAGCUGCGUACUCGCAGGCUGGUGACCAAGACGCAUCCAUCGCAGACGCUAAGAAGGCACUCGAAAUUGACCCGGCUUUCGCCAGAGCGUACUCGAGAUUAGGUCACGCGUACUUCAACGCUAAGCAGUACGAUAAUGCCGUCAGCGCAUAUGAGGAUGGUCUCAAGUAUGAUACCGACAAUCAGACCAUGAAGUCUAGCCUCAUCACCGCUAGAUCCAAGGUAGGCGGCUCUGUUCAACAGAGAGAAUCUCAGGAUGCCGGCGCAGGUGCUGGUGCUGGUGCUGGUGCUGGCGGUGGUGGUAUGCCUGAUCUCUCAGCUCUCGCAGGCAUGUUUGGCGGCGCUGGCGGUGGUGCUGGCGGCGGCGGCGGCGGCGGUAUGCCUGAUAUCGGUGCUUUACUCAAUAACCCAAUGAUGCGCCAGAUGGCUCAAUCGAUGAUGUCCAACGGCGGUAUGGAGAGACUUAUGUCUAACCCUGGUCUCAGGAACAUGGCGGAGAACAUGAGAAGUGGUGGACAGAUGCCAUCCAUCGAGGAGUUGGCAGGUAACCCCGAACUCAGAGGUCUCGCUGAGUCUUUCGGUGCUGGUGGUGCUGGUGGUGCUGGCCAAGGCAAUCCUCCACCAGGCAAUGCUUAA
This is a messenger RNA of Wallemia ichthyophaga EXF-994, 1023 nucleotides long. RefSeq names its product Small glutamine-rich tetratricopeptide repeat-containing protein 2. The record is from RefSeq and is a predicted model, not a curated record. NCBI's taxonomy places the organism in Eukaryota, Fungi, Basidiomycota, Wallemiomycetes, Wallemiales, Wallemiaceae. Gene Ontology annotation, cellular component: TRC complex; membrane. Bases 1 to 1023 code for a protein of 340 amino acids. Gene Ontology annotation, biological process: post-translational protein targeting to endoplasmic reticulum membrane. Gene Ontology annotation, molecular function: protein binding; molecular adaptor activity. The transcript is spliced from 2 exons.